This is a messenger RNA of Myxocyprinus asiaticus (Chinese sucker), 2695 nucleotides long. It is a transcript of the gene qkia, whose product is annotated as QKI, KH domain containing, RNA binding a. Gene Ontology annotation, biological process: regulation of mRNA splicing, via spliceosome. Gene Ontology annotation, molecular function: mRNA binding. NCBI's taxonomy places the organism in Eukaryota, Metazoa, Chordata, Actinopteri, Cypriniformes, Catostomidae. The coding region runs from base 305 to 1456 and encodes 383 amino acids. The transcript is spliced from 8 exons. Gene Ontology annotation, cellular component: nucleus. The record is from RefSeq and is a predicted model, not a curated record.
GCGAGCGCGCACGGUGGCAGACAGUCCGGAGUUGCAGUGCGAGCUCAGUUCACCGAAGAUUGCCCGACGAGUCCACAUAGCGCGACUCUAGCGAAGGGAGAAAUAGAAAGAAAGAAAAAGAGAGCGAGACUGAAGGUUUUGUGUUUCUUCCUCUCCGCACAAAAUUAGUCGUUAUAUCUGGAGAGGGUCGCCGCAGUGUGGAGGGGGCACAAGGGAUUUGAACCGCACCGUUAUUUUUUUUAUUUUGUUUUCUUUUUUUUAUUUUUUUUUUCUGUGGAAGGAUUGUGAGGGCUUGUGUGCAAAGAUGAUGGUCGGGGAGAUGGAGGUGAAGGAGAGGCCGAGGCCGAGUCCCGAUUAUCUCAUGCAGUUAUUGAACGAGAAGAAGCUCAUGACGAGUUUACCAAACCUGUGCGGCAUCUUCACACACCUAGAGAGGCUCCUGGACGAAGAGAUAACCAGAGUGAGGAAAGACAUGUACAACGACACAGUGAACGGUCUGGUGGACAAGCACCCACUGGAGUUACCAGAGCCAGUGGGAUCCAUCAUACAUCUGCAGGAGAAACUCUUCGUACCAGUCAAAGAAUACCCAGAUUAUAAUUUUGUGGGGAGAAUUCUUGGCCCUCGUGGACUCACGGCAAAGCAGCUGGAGGCAGAGACCGGCUGCAAGAUCAUGGUGAGAGGGAGGAGCUCCAUGAGAGACAGAAAGAAGGAAGAGCAGAACAGAGGCAAGCCAAACUGGGAGCACCUAAAUGAAGACCUGCAUGUGCUGAUCACAGUGGAGGACACGCAGACACGUGCCGAGAUCAAGAUGAGAAGAGCUGUUGAAGAGGUCAAGAAGCUACUGGUGCCUGCAGCUGAAGGAGAAGAUAAUCUGAAGAAGAUGCAGCUGAUGGAGCUGGCCAUUCUGAAUGGAACAUACAGAGACACCAACCUCAAAGCUCCUACCCUUGCAUUCUCUCUUGCAGCAGCGGCAGCAGCUGCCCAAGGUCCGCGGCUUAUCGCGGCCCCUGCAGGUCAGGUACUCCCCCCAGCCGCCCUCAGGCCCCCCACUCCGGCUGGGACUCCUAUCAUGAACAUCAUCCGGCCCACUCAGAUGGCUACCAUGCUACCCAAUGGCACCCCAACCCUGGUGCCCCCGACGGCCGAUGCGGGCAUUAUCUACACCACACCCUAUGACUACCCUUAUGCCUUGGCACCCACAUCUUUGCUGGAAUAUCCCAUAGAGCACAGCGGAGUCCUAGGUAAGCUGGCGUGGGGACUUGGCACAUCACCCUACUUUGCCCCACAAGAGGGCACUGCCAGGGGGUUUUACGGGGGCGUGUUUGAUGGGGCGUCACCCCACCCCAUUCAGGACUCACUGAAAGGUGCAAUGGCUACUAAAGUGCGGAGACAUGAUUCACGGGUCCAUCCUUACCAAAGGAUAGUGACCGCAGACAGAGCCGCCACCGGCAACUAACAAAUGACCUCUGAACUCUUCACCCAAUGAUGAGCCGCCCAAGCCUGCCUGCUGAUCAGAUUAACUGGUAAUUGCCUUUUGCUAGCCUGGUGGACGCAGAGAGAAAGGCACCUGUCCGAGCAGUGAUCCUAACAUAAACCAACAUAAAAAACAACAACCCUCCAUACCAACAUGUUGUGUAGCGAUAACAACGAAUAUACUCUUUUAUUUUAUAUAUGAGUUUUAUGACCUUUUUUUAAUUUGUUUCUUUUUUUUAAUUACAAAAAAACGAUUGGGUGGAUGUUAACAGCAAUGUUGCAUUACCCAAAAAUCUGCACUGAAGUUUAAAAGCAAUAAAGACGUGUCUUCUGCUAAUUUAGCCCUUAAACACAUUUAUACUCUUAAAACUCCAGUAAAAUAUAUAAACUCGGUGACCCUGAAUUUAUAAGUCAAAAUGCUAAUUGGGGCAUCAGGAUCCAGAUUAUGUUCAUCAGCUACCACUGAAAAACAGUGUUGUACCCCACCCAUUUAAACUGUUGAUAGUCACUAUAAGUCAACAAAAGAAAAAGGAAAGAAAUCUGCACUCACACCAACUUGUGAAUUUCCUGUCUUUCUCUGGUGUAAUACUUUUUAGUUAAUACGUUUUUACUGUGCUGACACAUUCUGGGUGUGCCUGUCCAGCUGACUUAGAGCAUGGCUAAAAUGACAUACUGCAAAAAGCUUGUUUUGAUUUUUCCUUUGUUGUGUUACUUCUCCUAUAUUUGUUUUUCUUAUGUUUCCAUGUAUCGUAUUAAUGGUGUUUGGCAAUACUUGCAGGUUUAUACAUACUGCUCAUUGCAGGAUUGGCACCAGCUCAGUAGGGGGCAGUAAGCAGAGUCAGACAGGGCAAUAGGGGUGUGUUUUUUAAAAGGAGAGAUUAAGGUGAAGUGUUUUUUGAGUAAAUUUACAUUUAGGAUAAUUCAGGGUUGGACAUCUGGGAUUUGAACCGGAAUCAGUUUACUGAACUAUGCCAUCCCAAAAACCCCCCACAUACAGUGCCUGAACUUUCUAGAAAUAUUUCUAAAUGAGCUGUGAGGUUAAAGACAAAAAAAGUAUUAUGUGUGUGCAUUAGCCAAAGGGUUUCCAUUUAAUGAGUUUAUAUGUAUAUACAUAUACUUGUAUCUAACCACCAAGGGUUCUUCAUUUUAGUAUAGAGUUUGAAAACAUUUGAUGUCAUGCCUGUAUCUGUUUAUCAUCGCAAAUGAAAAAUAGAUGAAAUUA